GUGAACCCGCCGACGUCGUCGCUUUUAUUUUUUUUCACUAAUUGCACAUUAAAGUUCCAAUAACUUCCGAGUGCAGUCUCAAAAGCCUAGUAGAUACGUUGUUUAACGUUGUUCUCGUCGCGUCGCUACCAUCAUGAUGCUUUUGAAUGCUCAUGUGAAAUCCGCAAAUGAUUUACCCAGGGGCACUCUACGAUAAUGAAAAUUCUUACAUAUCUAUAAUAUUAUCCGUUGGAAGACAACUACGUGCCGAACGGUGUGCGAACUACCGGGUGAUUAUAAUCAAACUCAAUUAGCCUGUGCUUUGUAUGUCCGGAGAUGAAGGCGCCGAUUAAUGGCCAGCUCUUUCGCUUGACUCAUACUCAACAAAACCUCGCAAUGUACCGCAUGGGUGGUUACGUAAAUCGCGUAAAUGGGACUAAUUUCAUAAACGCAAGAACUGAUCUCCGCCUAAAACUGGGAUCUUCACCUAGGGGAGUUACUUCAAGACAAGAAUCUGUUGAGCCAAGCAAGAACCGUCACCACAAAUUCACGACUUCAGAUGGUCAGAAACUGGGUUCACCAGACAACGAGAACUCCGACCAAGAAGUCGUUGUUGACCGAAUUCAACUUUCGACCUCUGGGGUAUCACUUAAGGACUACGAUAAGCUCCUAAAAGUGCUGGAGGUGCAUCAGACGCGUUUAAAGUUAGAGUUUGGACUUUCAUCGAUGAACAUGUCUGAUAUUACUUUUACAAUACCAUCAUCUUUGAAAAUCGAUGAACGGGAGAUGCCGAAGGGUGUUUCCGGUGAUGGAACUACGACCUUAUCAGUAGUUGGACCUAAAGGACUUUCCUCGACGCCCUACGCUCCUGCGAUACUCGAUGGUACGCUCGAACCUGAGCAAUAUAGUAUCGAACUGGAUGAGCUAGAUGAAGACGGAUAUGGAAUUUAUGCAGAAACACAGGAGACAGUAAAUUCAAAAUUUAAAGAAACUAGCAAGAUGAAGGUGAGCGAGAAAGACAAGCAUAAAUCUGCGAGUAGCCCCGCAGAUUGCCACGCUCGGAAUCUUCAAUACCAAUCACAGGUGUUGCAUUCGUUGAAAAGUUUUGUUGAGGCUUCAGUCCUUUCUGGUGAACUAUCUCAAGCCAUUGCUACUUUACACUACUAUCGAAGGAAGCUAGAGUUGAAACUUGGAAAGGGAGGUCAUCACCCAAUACCGACAGGCGUAUACAAUUCGCUACUAUCGGGAUAUGCCAAUACGGGAAACUUUUCUGGGGCAAUGAUGAUUCGACGCAUAAUGGCUGACUGUGGCGUUCCAUUUGACUCAAGCACGUUUUCCUAUUUGCUUGCGGUCAGCAAAGAUCGAGACGCGAAGUUCAUUUCUAAGAUAAUUAGCAUGAUGUUCGAGAAAAAAAUUACAUUUGAACAGCUAUUUCAGAAAACUGUAUUCACCAAGGUUCAGCGUGAGAAUGCCAUCAAAGCAAUUCGUAAGGUACAGGCAGAUUUUGAGGUACCAGCUAAGACGUUUCCGAUGAAGUACACUUGUGAUCUUCUGCAGCAUCUGAACCAACGCGGGAUAGUUAGACCCAGCCCAAAUGAAGCAAAAAACUUUUCGUUAAAACGAAUGGCUGACGGCGCAAGGGAACAAUGGAACCGCGAAUUAAAUAUGCUGGUUAAGAUAAGAUCAGUAGUUGCGUCUAAGGAACCGACUCCUUAUGUGAAAUUUCUGCGCGGUCAGGUAGCAGCCCUUGAAGAAAAAUGGUCUGAUGAUAUUCGCCAAGCCUUUAAUCGAGAGCUACGUAACUUGGAAAAUCAUAAAAAAUUGAAAAGUGGAAUGACCCUUUACCCUUACCUUCGAGCACUUGACCCAAAGGCUACCGUAACUCUACUGUUGCAUGAGAUACGCACGAUGGCCCUUUCAUCGGAGACGUAUAGUCCUAGCAUGAACCAGCUCAGCGAUCAGCUUGGUCAACGAAUGAAUGAUUUGUAUGUCAUCAGUGCCAAAACGAAAUAUGGAAUUACCCCUAAAUUACAAGCAAUCUACGAUAGUUAUCUUGAGGCUUACGAUUCGGAGAAAAGCUGCCCAGACCGGGAAAUUUGGCAAGAUCUGCUUAGCCGUCAUUCAUUAUGGGGUCCCACUGUGGAGGAGCUAAGCCCAGCCCAAUGGCCAAGAUCAAUAACCAUUGGUGUGGGCCGUUUUCUUUACCAAGUGCUCCGCAACCUUCAAAUAGACAUCAACAUUCUAAAAAGUGAUGCAAAGCCAGCCGUAAUGGUUAAUGCUAUUUACACUAUAUACCGCGACCAUCAAAAUCAUACGGGUAAAAAGGAAGAAGCGAAGCCCCAUCCAACGCUCGCCAAACUGUAUCGUGAAGCCCAAUUGGAGCACCUAUACUUUGAUGUCAAGAUGAUCCCAAUGCUGUGCCCUCCCCGGCCAUGGUGUAAUCCAGUGGAUUCACCGCUCCUUCUGUCUCAAGUGCCUUUUAUUCGGCUUCCAUACGAAGGAAGCAGCCAAAGAGAGCUCGUGGAGAAGGCUCCACGUGAAGAUCUAUUCCCAUCGUUUGACGCACUCAAUGUUCUCUCGAAAUGUCCAUGGAUCAUCAACAAGCCUAUGUUGCAGUUAGUGACUGAGGUGUUUUUAAAUAAUGGCAACCCGAAGCUCGAUAUUCCUCAGCCACCUACCGUUAUUCAAAUGCCACCCUCUAUCAACUCAGUAUUAAAACAAGAUAAAUAUAAGUCCAUUAGGGAGCUUGCUUUAUACCAUCGCAAAUGUGCGGAAGCGUACUCGCUAUGGUGUGAUAUGCUUUACAAGUUGUCAAUUGCCAACCAUUUCAAAGAUAACAUCUUCUGGUUCCCGCACAAUAUGGACUUCAGAGGCCGAGUGUAUCCGUGCCCCCCGCACUUUAGUCAUAUUGGCAGUGACGUCAUGCGUGGUUGUUUGAUGUUCGCCGAGGGCAAACCGUUAGGACCUAAAGGGUUAAAUUGGCUGAAGUUACAUUUAGUCAACCUGACGGGCUUCUUGAAGAGACAGUCUGUUGCUGACAGACUUAAAUACGCAGAGGAAAUUACGAGCGAUAUAUUGGACUCAGCAGAUCAUCCGUUUACCGGCAGGAAAUGGUGGCAAAAAUCAGAUGAGCCGUGGCAGACGUUAGCUGCCUGUAAAGAGGUGGCCAACGCUCUACGCUGCGGCAAAGGCCCCUCUGAGUACGUAUGCCACUUUCCCGUCCAUCAGGAUGGCAGUUGUAAUGGUCUACAGCAUUACGCCGCUCUGGGAAGGGAUCUUCAAGGCGCAGAGCAGGUAAAUCUUCGGCCAAUGAAUCUACCUCAGGAUGUGUACAGCGGAAUUGCUGAGGUUGUUGAACGGCAAAGAAAGCAGGAUGCUGACAGCGGAGUACUCAUUGCGCAGAUUCUCGAAGGGCACAUCAAAAGAAAGGUAGUUAAACAAACUGUGAUGACAGUUGUGUACGGCGUAACCAAGUAUGGAGCUCAACUGCAAAUAUUGCGACAGUUGCAAGAUCUGGAUGAUUUUCCACAGCAACACGCCCACAUCGCGGCCUCAUACCUUGUCCAAAAGGUGUUUUUCAGCUUACGGGAAAUGUUCACUGCAACCAGAGAAAUCCAAGAUUGGUUUACUAAUUGUGCUAAGCUAGUGGCGAAAAUCAGAUGUCGGCCAAUCAACUGGGUGACACCCCUCGGACUUCCCGUCGUCCAGCCCUACUUUGUACCUGUUAAGAAAACAUCGCUGGUGUCUUUCGGAGAAUCAAUCAAAAAGCAAUACAUCGAUCUUGGUGACCACGACGCUAAACCCAACGUGAAUAAACAGAAGAAUGCUUUCCCACCGAACUUUGUUCACAGUCUCGACUCUAGCCACAUGAUGCUGACGGCGAUUCAUGCGCAGGCAGCAGGAAUCACCUUUGUAUCCGUUCACGACUGUUUCUGGACGCAUCCGUCUACGGUGGAUAUCAUGAAUCAGUUAUGUCGCGAACAGUUCGUAGCCCUUCAUUCGUACCCAAUCCUUGAAGAUUUGUCGAUUCAUCUACAGAAACAGUUCGGUUUUCCUACAGCCGAGAUCCUCAAAGACAGUUCUGUUUCAGACAUUAUCAAGCAGAGGCUUAACAAAGUUUUGAGACAAGUUCCUCAAAAGGGUGAAUUUGAUCUAAAGGAAGUCCUCGACUCUGUGUAUUUUUUCGGCUAAUGUUCUAAUUCAACUGCUGUUUCGCAAUCAGAUCUUAUCAAACUUCCUACGAUAGAGUAUAUGAAUGCUUGCAUUCGUAAGCAUAGUUGUAGAUUAUUUUAUGGAUAUAAUAUCAUGAAAUGGGCCAAGUCGUAUUUUAAGGGAAAGAAAUAACUAUGAGUUCGUUCGAAUACGAUGUCAUAUUUAAAGUAUCAACCGUGUAAUUCGGACUUUGGCGUGUACUACUCUAGUGUAUAGGUAUUGAAAUAAUGAGUUUUGAUGUAAAUACUUUCGGAAUCACCAGGAGCGCUGCGGAGGAGUGUCACACCAUUUUUACUGUUUGUCCAAGCGCGUGUCACCUAAGACCUGCAAACGUUACGUUAAAGCGCGGAACAUGUCAUGAUGUCUCAAUUAAACAGAGUGUCCUUUAUUUUUCCUAUCUAAAUCGGAUGAAUUCUCUUUGGUGCAGAUUUUCUUUUGGAGGGAAAUAUGUAUGUUGUUGUUCUUUAAUAUCUAUUUUUUGAUCAAGAAGCAGAUAACGUCAAAUUCGAAAUAUCACGUACGACUGCGUUUACAGUUCGUUCGGGCUGAUACUUCACGUAAAUUCAUUGAAAUUCAGUGAAAUAUCACGUCGAACGGAAACACCUUGAGUCUAUGGUACUUCGAUGUCAGUUCAGCAAUUAUACGAGGAAAAGGAUAUGCAUAGGCAGUCAUUGUUGUUUGUUCCAGACAUACAACUUUUGUGUACAAUCUUUAGUAAGAAUUUUUAAUAAAGCACAUAAUUUUGCA
This is a messenger RNA of Varroa destructor (honeybee mite), 4938 nucleotides long. RefSeq names its product DNA-directed RNA polymerase, mitochondrial-like. Gene Ontology annotation, molecular function: protein binding; mitochondrial promoter sequence-specific DNA binding; DNA-directed RNA polymerase activity. Gene Ontology annotation, cellular component: mitochondrial DNA-directed RNA polymerase complex. The record is from RefSeq and is a predicted model, not a curated record. Gene Ontology annotation, biological process: mitochondrial transcription. NCBI's taxonomy places the organism in Eukaryota, Metazoa, Arthropoda, Arachnida, Mesostigmata, Varroidae.